GAGAGAGAGAGAGAGCGAGGGAGCGAGAGAGAGAGACAGAGAAAGAAAGGGAUCUGGGCUGCAGUUUGUGUUAGAUCUGAGUGGAGAAGCACCGGAUUGAUUCUCUUCGUGUACUUUUCAGCUCGCAUGGAUAUUUCAGGGGGAAUUGUCAAAGAAAGAGCACGGACACCUCUAGAAGACGACACGGAUCCUGUCCUCUAGUGCAUUUUCCUGGGAUUAAAUCUCCUCAGUACCUCAUGCGUGAUACGCGCCGGUGUAGAAAGUAGACGUGAGGUUGUUAAAAGUCCUGAACUGUUGAAGGUCUCGGGUUUUCAGGCUGCCGGUGUUUGGAUUAUGUUACCAAGUAUAUUGUGUUUUGUUAUGAUGUAUUCCGCGUUUUACAUUCAUGUAACAGACAUAUAAACUGUGCGUAUUUACAGCAAAGGGUUCAUGUAAUGAUCGACCCAACGAAUGCAUUUUGAUCGGAAUGCUGCAGUGCAAUCAUUGCGCAGCUUUGUUGUUGUAAAUGCAACAAAAAAGCCUCAAGUCUAAUGUUGCGCCUCUGCCAUCAAUGCUCGUCGCUCGGCUGUGCAUGCGCUGCACGGCGUUUCACAUACAUUAAUGUUUUACAACGACGGUAAAAGUAUUUCUAACAUACACAUAUCCGUACAGGAAUACUACUAAAAAAAGCCACAAAUAGAUUGUCAAGUUGUCGUAUGUUCAGGACGAAACGCUCAGGUCUUGUGCGGCGACUCUGGAGAAGCCGUUUGAUCCCAGAUAAAGAAGGGGAAGAUGGAAAUGGAAAAACUAGUGAGGGCUGUAGAGACGAUGUUUUCGGCAACAACCCGGAGAAAAUUCCCAAAACGGAGUUCAGACCGAUGACCCCCAGUGGGUCUCCUGGAGGGGGGGCACGAGCCGUGCGCACUCGGAGCCCCGUGGAGAGCAGCGCUCUGAGGGUCACGGUGGACCAAGAUGUGGCCGCGGUGUGCCUCACGGAGCAAGGGAGCCCCCGCUCCGUGCAGGACAGCGAGGGCAGGACAGUGACUUGCUGCUUAUUCUCAGAGAGGGACCACUCCGUGCACAGGGCUCCGGACACGGCUCAGGGCUCCGUGGAUCCGGGGUCCUGUCACUUUGCGCACAGGAACCCUGGAGCUCGGGACGGCGGCCCUGCUGAGGCGCAGGAGGCGAUGCCCCGCACCGUGUUAGAUCAAGAACUGAAGUCAGCCACAUACUCUCUGUUAAAACGGCUGAAGGAGAAGGCGCUGGAUACUUUACUGGAGGCGGUGGAGUCCAGAGGAGGGAUGCCUAGUGACUGUGUAAUGAUUUCCCGGACUGAGCUGAGGUUCGGCGGCCAUGUGACAUCACCACAGCUGCUUGUGUGUAAACUGUACCGAUGGUCCGACCUCCAGCACUCGGCCCAGCUCAAACCGCUCUGUGAGUGUAAGAGUUCUGGGGCUCCUGACAGUCCGACAGUAUGCUGCAACCCCUAUCACUACAGCCGACUCUGUGGGCCAGAGUCACCCCCACCUCCGUAUUCAAGGCUUUCCCCCAAUGAAGAACACAAGCCACUGGAUCUGUCAGACUCCACAUUGUCUUACACUGAAACUGAGGCAGCCAGCACGCCAAACAUCACACCGGGGGAUUUCUCAGAUGCCAGUAUGUCGCCUGAUGCCCCGAAGCAGAGCCACUGGUGUAACGUGGCGUACUGGGAGCACCGCACACGCGUGGGACGCCUCUACACAGUGUACGAGCACUCCGUCAGCAUCUUCUAUGAUCUACCUCAGGGCACGGGCUUCUGCCUGGGCCAGCUCAACCUGGAACACCGCAGCAGCACUGUUCAGCGCACAAGAGGCAAAAUCGGCUAUGGCAUCCUGCUCAGUAAGGAGCCGGAUGGUGUGUGGGCGUAUAACCGCAGCGAACAUCCCAUAUUUGUCAACUCCCCCACUCUGGACAUGCCUAACAGCAGAACUUUAGUAGUGCGAAAGGUGAUGCCGGGCUACUCCAUUAAGGUAUUCGACUACGAGCGCUCAUGUCUGUUGAGGCACACCACUGACGCUGACCUCCUGGACGGACCCUACGACCCUAACAGCGUGCGAAUCAGUUUUGCCAAGGGAUGGGGCCCUUGCUACUCCAGACAGUUCAUCACCUCCUGCCCCUGCUGGUUGGAGGUCCUCCUCAACAAUCACAGAUAACACAGAUGGACCCAACAAACUAUCCCAAAUAUCAUCUACCUAGAUUUAAUAUAAAGUUUUAUAUAUUAUAUGAAAUAUAUAUUAUACUUGUAAAUACGGAGUCAUUUUUACAAUGUAAUUAUUUAUGUAUGGUGCAAUGUGUAUAUGGACAACAGUGGAAAAAAACAGAUAAUGCACUUUGGCUUUAUAUAUAUUUGUAUAUGUAUAUGUAUAUAUAUAUAUAUACAUACAUACAUAUAUAUGUAUAUGUAUAUAAAUAUAUAUAUAUAUAUGUAAGCAAUUUUUCAGUACCAACAUGAGAAAUUAUACAAGAAAAUUAGGGUUGGCCUGGAUUUGGUGUAUAGUUUUCAUAUACUAUUAAUAUCCAGACAAAAAGCUAACACCGUUCACACAUUGGUAAUAAAGUAUUGGCAUAAUAA
Cynoglossus semilaevis (tongue sole) is the source of this 2590-nucleotide messenger RNA. It is a transcript of the gene smad6b, whose product is annotated as SMAD family member 6b. NCBI's taxonomy places the organism in Eukaryota, Metazoa, Chordata, Actinopteri, Pleuronectiformes, Cynoglossidae. Bases 696 to 2171 code for a protein of 491 amino acids. Gene Ontology annotation, biological process: anatomical structure morphogenesis; SMAD protein signal transduction; regulation of transcription by RNA polymerase II. The record is from RefSeq and is a predicted model, not a curated record. Gene Ontology annotation, molecular function: I-SMAD binding; transcription regulator inhibitor activity. Gene Ontology annotation, cellular component: heteromeric SMAD protein complex. The transcript has 4 exons.